Molecule: messenger RNA, 912 nt
Organism: Kogia breviceps (pygmy sperm whale)
Lineage: Eukaryota; Metazoa; Chordata; Mammalia; Artiodactyla; Physeteridae
Product: transmembrane protein 216-like
Biological process (GO): non-motile cilium assembly
Cellular component (GO): ciliary transition zone
Source: RefSeq, a predicted model, not a curated record
AUGGUUCAGUGUGAGAGCCACUAUGGGGAGAGGGAGUUGUUCUCUGCCACAAAAGAUGAAACUGUGCUCCAGAAUCACGAGGGUCUGUGCUAUAAUUCUUCUAAUGAGACUUUUCAGAGAUUCUACACAGUAUUCUCACCCACAGAUACAUUUAGAACCUUCCAGCCAGUUUUGAGGCUGGACGACUACAAGGCUUACAGGCCUAUGGGGGUGCAGCCAGCCCAACAACUGGUGAGCCAGCCAGGAGGCCAAGGAAACUCCGUGAGCAUGGAGACGUCAGGAAAUAAGGACAGGAACGGAAAGUUUCAGGGGGAUCUACCCCAGGUGAACACACUACAAAAUGGCCCUGAUUCUGGAGGUAAAUGGUUGUCCUCCACACCCCUGGAAAUCCUGUUCUUUCUGAACGGGUGGUAUUAUGCUACCUAUUUCCUGCUGGAACUCUUCAUAUUUCUGUAUAAAGCUCUGACUUCUGUAUUGGCAGGUCUCCUGCUACCAUAUCCAACAGCCAAUCUAGUACUGGAUGUGGCGAUACUCUUCCUUUAUCUUGGAAUUGAAGUAAUUCGACUGUUUGUUGGUACAAAUGGAAACCUCUGCCAGCGAAAGAUGCCACUUGGUAUUAGUGUGGCCUUGACCUUCCCAUCCACCAUGAUGGCCUCCUAUUACCUGCUGCUGCAGACCUACAUGCUCCGCCUAGAAGCCAUCAUGAACAACAUCUUGCUCUUCUUCUGUGGCUCAGAGCUGCUGCUUGAGGUGCUCCCCCUGGCUGCUUUCUCCAGUAUGGACAGGAUUUGAAGUACAAAAAUUUCAGCCAACAGCCCUCACAGGCCGAGACCACACAUACCUCUGGUACUUUAGCCAUACCAGUGAGAAACGGUGGGUCAAGCUGUCCUGGGAAAGGUUGCAGCUUUUCCU